GACCUUCACUUCCUUAGUUUCCUCUUAGCAAAGACUUCAGCCACCCACGCAGCCCCUCUACCGAUCCAAACAAUGGGACGCGUCCGUACGAAGACUGUGAAGAAAUCGUCUCGUCAGGUAAUCGAGAGGUACUACUCUCGCAUGACGCUUGAUUUCCACACCAACAAAAAGGUUAUCGAAGAAGUAGCUAUUAUCCCAUCCAAGAGGCUCCGGAACAAGAUUGCUGGGUUCUCAACCCAUUUGAUGAAACGGAUCCAGAAGGGUCCGGUUCGUGGCAUUUCUCUGAAGCUUCAGGAAGAAGAGCGUGAGCGUCGUAUGGAUUUUGUCCCCGAUAUAUCGGCUAUUGCUGUUGAUUCAAUAGAAGUUGAUAAGGAAACCAUUGAUAUGCUUUCACUUCUUGGAAUGGCCGAUCUUCCUGGGAUUGUUAAGGUUGAUCCGGUUGCUGUUCAGGUUCCUCAAGUCGGGUUCGGACGUGGUGGUGGACCCGGAAGGAGGUUUUAAGUGGUGUGUUUUCCAUGGAUAUGAUGGGUUCUUAAUUUUAAGUUUAAUAUGUUUUCUUUUGGGAUUUUGUGUUUUUGUUGGAACCAUUUUAGUUAUGUCUAAUGCUACUGAAAAUUUAUUAAGUUUGAUAAGAACUUCCUUUCGAAGGUUUUUGGAAUGGGUAAUAUUUAGUUGUUAGCUUGUUUAAUUAA
Molecule: messenger RNA, 692 nt
Organism: Gossypium raimondii (Peruvian cotton)
Lineage: Eukaryota; Viridiplantae; Streptophyta; Magnoliopsida; Malvales; Malvaceae
Product: 40S ribosomal protein S17
Exons: 1
Coding region: 73-501 (142 amino acids)
Biological process (GO): translation
Cellular component (GO): ribosome
Molecular function (GO): structural constituent of ribosome
Source: RefSeq, a predicted model, not a curated record